ACGCAAAAAAAAAACUGUGACGUAAAGCCAUGAUGGCGGAUCUCAACUCCACGAUGAAAUUUUGGAAACCGGGGUCGGAGGCACCAGGAAUUUCUGAAGAACGGGAGCUCCCGACAGAGACUACGGGCUCCCCCGUCAUAUUCAACCCGCACACUGCGCUGUCCAUCGAGAAGCAGCGGCAGAAGCUUCCAGUUUUUAAGCACAGAAACAACAUCUUGUACUUGGUGGAGAGCUUCCAGACUGUCAUCAUCGUGGGAGAGACAGGAUGUGGGAAGACGACACAGAUCCCUCAGUACUUGCUGGAGGCUGGCUGGGCAGCAGAGGGGAAGGUGAUUGGGGUGACACAGCCUCGUCGAGUGGCUGCUAUCUCAGUGGCCAACCGCUUGGCGGAGGAGCGCGGGGCCCUGCUGGGUCACGAGGUUGGCUACACCAUCCGCUUCGACGACUGCUCCGACCCCCACGCCACUCGCAUCAAGUUCCUCACAGACGGGAUGCUGGUGAGGGAGAUGAUGGCGGAUCCUCUCCUGAAGAAAUACAGUGUCCUGAUGCUGGACGAGGCCCACGAGAGGACCCUGUACACAGACAUAGCCAUCGGCCUGCUGAAGAAGAUUCAGAAGAAGAGGAGGGAUCUGAGGGUGAUAGUGGCCUCUGCCACUCUGGACGCCAAGAAAUUUCAAGAGUUUUUCAACUUGAAUGAUUCUGGGGACCCCAACAAGGACACGUGUGGUAUUUUGACGGUGGAGGGCCGCACCUUCCCAGUGGAUGUGUUCUACACCGUUAGUCCUGUCCCAGACUACGUGAAGGCCACGGUGGAGACGGUUCUGAAGAUCCACGAGACGGAAGACGACGGAGAUGUCCUGGCGUUCCUCACUGGACAGGAGGAGGUGGAGAAGGUGGUGUCGCUGCUGCAGGAGCAGGCGCGGGCCCUCUCCAGGUACGGCAUGAAGAAGCACCUCCGGGUGCUGCCCAUGUACGCCGGCCUGCCCUACCCGGAGCAGAUGAAGGUGUUUGAACGGGCGCCCCCAACCGUCCGCAAGGUGGUGGUGGCCACGAACAUAGCGGAGACGUCCAUCACCAUCAACGGGGUGGUGUUUGUGAUCGACUGUGCGUUCGUCAAGCUGCGCGCCUACAACCCCCGCACCGCCAUCGAGUCUCUGGUGGUCACGCCCAUCUCCAAGGCCUCGGCCAGCCAGAGGGCCGGGAGAGGGGGCCGCAACCGUCCGGGGAAGUGCUUCAGACUAUACACAGAGGAGGACUUUGAGAAGCUGCCGGCCUCCACAGUGCCAGAGAUGCAGCGCACCAACCUGGCUCCAGUCAUCCUGCAGCUGAAGGCUCUGGGGAUAGACAACGUGCUGCGCUUCAGCUUUCUCUCUCCGCCGCCGGCCCAGUCCAUGGUGCAGGCUCUGGAGCUGCUCUACGCUCUGGGAGGUCUGGACCAGUAUGGCCGUCUGACUGACCCCAUGGGCGUGAGGAUGGCAGAGUUCCCCCUGAGCCCCAUGUUUGCCAAGAUGCUGCUGGAGUCUGGCAACUUCAGCUGCUCCAAGGAGAUUGUCACCAUAGCAGCCAUGAUGCAGAUCCAGAACAUCUUUGUCGUGCCGUCCACUCAGAAGAAGGCAGCUGCCCGUGAACACAGGAAGUUUGCCGUGGCUGAGGGAGACCACCUCACCAUGCUCAAUGUCUACGAGGCAUUCAUCAAGCACCAGAAGAGCUCCCAGUGGUGCCAGGAGCACUUCCUCAACUACAAGGGGCUCCUGCGAGCCAUGACCGUGCGAGAGCAACUCAGACGUCUCAUGAACAAGUUCAAGGUGCCGCGCACCUCCAGCGAAGGAGAUCCGGAUGUGAUCCUGAGGUGUAUCGUGUCGGGGUUCUUCUCCAACGCUGCCCGCAUGCACCACUCGGGCUCCUAUCGGACCUUACGGGAUGACCGCGAGCUUCACAUUCACCCCAACUCAGUGCUGUACGGAGAGAAGCCUCCAAAGUGGGUCGUCUUCAAUGAGGUGGUGCAGACGGCUAAGUAUUACAUGCGCGAUGUGACCGCUGUGGAAUCGUCCUGGUUGGUUGAGCUGGCACCUCACUUCUACAAGCAGGCCAAGCAUGGGUCAUUGGCCAGCAAGAGAUCCCGGGUCCUCUAAACUGAGCCAGCCCCGCCCCGGCAGAGAGAGGAGACGAGGAAGAGAACACCCCCCCCUUCUUUAAACACUGUGCCCCCCCAUCCCCCCGCUCCCACACACCCCCCCUCUCCCUCACUCAUCUCCCCUGUAUAUACAGAUGUACUAUAUAUUUAUUUCCCAUGUCUGCCGUCACAACUCCUGCACAUGUAUGUAGACGAGGCACUGUCCGCUCACGCUGGAAAGAACCGGAAAGAGGGCAAUAUACGGCCUAUGGCUGACGGCAUGCCAUGUCAUCCUGCUCUUGGAAGUUUGUGCUCCCAGAGGGGGUUGGGGAGAAAGUUGAGGGGGUCAAAGCCAAGGCCGUCGGUCACGAAGGGGUCCUUUGCAGCGUGAGGGGACAGUGCUGACCCUCCACCUGUACAUAGACAGAACAGGCUCGCGUCCAGUAGACCACGCGAGCCUCCAUGGUUAUUUUUUUAUGGCUAUCGUUCUUUUCGUUGUGGCAUUGGCGCGGUAAAUACAGUAUAUGAACGAGUGAAGAAUGAGAGGAUGUGGCGUUUUCUUUUUGUUUCGUAUUUUUUGAAACGAGGAACGGCGGUUUGUUGAUUUUUUUGGGGGGGGGGGGCUAAUGUGCUUCCUACCCUCUUUGAGCCUGGGUGCUACAGUAGUCCGUCGCUACGUUGGCCGGUCUGUUUAGAUGCUACGUUAGCCUGUCUGUGUUGAAAGCCAGCGGUUUGGCAUGGUUGAGCUCGGAAAGGCAAAGUCGCCGGGCUCCUCGUCGUUCAACAAGUCUCUUUCUAGAGCUUCAGUUAUCUGCACAUCCACAUUGGGGACUGUCUCAUAUACAAGACUACGCCUCAUAUGGAAUGCAUGUUUGGGUUUUGAUUAGUCGACACAGAAUGUACGACUAAUGAGUUAACUGUGACAAAAGACCUCUUUGCUUCCGGACAGUUGCCGUAGAACUCGGUGCCACUUUUACUCACUGUCCAGCUCAAACAUUGUGGCCUUUUUAACCGUUCUGUGCCAAAUACUAUUUUGUAUCAAAACCAUAUUUCACGUUUCAUUUUUCUUUCCGAAAUGAAAUGUGCAAAUAAAACCAUACCAAGUGCAACACAUGCAAUCAGAUCUACAGCUGAAGAAGUGCCAUUUGUUCCUGAGGAUAGCGUCGAGUGCAUCGAAAGACACACGCGAAGCCUAAAAGAAAACACAAAAAAAACCGAACAACGAAAAGGUUGAUCUUUUUUUAGCCAUGUUUCUUUGGCCAUCACAGUAGCAUUUAUUUCCCCCCCUCGAGCCUCAGACCAUGUUUCCAAUCAACCACUGCACUAUUGUACACCUCCCUCUGUGUCAGUGUCAUCAAUGUUUAGAGCAAAGGCACAAGUGAUGUGAUGUGUUCCCCCCGAGACCUACAUCAUUGUCUGCUGUUUUUAUUUUCUCUCAUUCCUUUGUGAAAUGCCUUCAGGAAGUAGGAUUUCACACCAGAAGUUUCCGAAAGCCACAGAAAGCCGGAGAACAAAAAAAAAACACGUUUGAAUCCACUAGGUCCUGCUUUCUUAUCAGUAAGGUUGCUGUCCUGAACUUUAUUGACCGUCUGCAUGGGUUCACAUAUAGAUACCUUGUCCCUACGACGAGAAAUAGGCACAUUUUUAACUGCCUCCAAUCUCUGGAUACUUAGCCUACAAUAGAUGCAAUUCUAUUAGUGACGUAUACAAGUGAAGAUACUCUUGCAUGUGAGGUGGUAACUCUCGAACAACACUUAGUCGACGAGAGGCCGUCUUUCUCUUUGUCACAUGCUGAUCAUCUUAAUCUGUAAACAGCCAAACUGUAAUCUGUACACGUCUGUACUCGCUCCUAGGAAGCAGUUGUAUUCCCCUCACUUUCUGUCCAGCACAUCUUAAAAAUAAAACAAUCUAAUGUCUGGUCCCA
Molecule: messenger RNA, 4037 nt
Organism: Hypomesus transpacificus
Lineage: Eukaryota; Metazoa; Chordata; Actinopteri; Osmeriformes; Osmeridae
Gene: dhx35
Product: DEAH-box helicase 35
Exons: 21
Coding region: 30-2132 (700 amino acids)
Cellular component (GO): catalytic step 2 spliceosome; intracellular anatomical structure
Molecular function (GO): ATP binding; RNA binding
Source: RefSeq, a predicted model, not a curated record